This is a messenger RNA of Aspergillus glaucus CBS 516.65, 1080 nucleotides long. RefSeq names its product putative MFS transporter. The annotation marks the transcript as partial. Gene Ontology annotation, molecular function: transmembrane transporter activity. The transcript has 5 exons. The record is from RefSeq and is a predicted model, not a curated record. Gene Ontology annotation, biological process: transmembrane transport. NCBI's taxonomy places the organism in Eukaryota, Fungi, Ascomycota, Eurotiomycetes, Eurotiales, Aspergillaceae.
GUAAACGAUCUGUUCUUCAAUUAUGAACGUGGAGAAAAGCUCGGGUUAUGGGUACUUGCCAUUGAUUCGGGGCUUCUGCUCGGUCCAACCUUUGGUGGCUUCUUCAAUCUGCUUAGUGCCUCAUGGAUCAAUUGGUUCAACGCUAUUCUUUUCGCAUUUCUCCUGCUCCUCGAGCUCUUCUUCAUGCCCGAGACCUUGUAUCCACGUAAUCGAAUGCAGCCGGCAUCAGAGUCGUCAACAGAGACAGGAAUAGCAGCAGCAGCAGACCCCGAAAAGGCACCUCACCCAACCAUAUCCUCAUCAGAAACCGAUAUCCCCAGAACCAAGAGCCUGUUAUUCCUCAACUUUUGCCCCAUACCAGGAAUGCGCCAUCCCAAACCCUGGGACUCGGUUAUUCGAUUCUUCCUCACGUUCCGAUUCCCCCCCGUCGUCAUCGCAAUUCUUGGAUACUCAUUUCUCUGGUACUGGUGGGUGUUGUCCGUGAUUACGAUGGUACCUGCUGCGUACGCGUCGUAUAGUCCGUUAAUUCAGGGAUUGCUGUUCCUGGGGUUGUUUCUCGGGACGCUGGUAUCUGAAAUCUGCUGUUCGGGCAGGUUGAGCGACUGGCUUGUUGACUGGUUGGCAAGGAGGAAUGGGAACAUUCGCGUGGCUGAAAUGAGGCUUUGGCUGGCGUAUCCUGCUAUUUUAGUUACAGCUGUUGGCUUGAUUGUCUGGGGCAUUAGCAUCGACAAGAACUACCACUGGAUGGUUGGUCAGGUGGCUUUCUUUCUCUUCGCCGCAGGAAUUCAAGUCGGAAACACCGUGACGAGCAGCUACAUUGUUGACAGCUAUCCCCUCCAGUCCACCAGCGUCGUCACCUUUUACGCUGUGUUCCUCAACCUCAGUGCCUUUAUCAAUCCGUUCUUCAUUUCUUCCUGGCAAGCCUCGUCCGGCUGGACCUGGACGUUUACCGCACAAGCGCUGAUUGUCGCCGGGGCAGGAACACUGGUCUUUGCCCUGUUGCAAAAAUUUGGGGCGUUGAUGCGGGCAUCAGCACCGUUGCCGUCGUGGGUGAAUCCGGAGUUUGAUUCGAGUGUGUAA